This is a messenger RNA of Dermacentor albipictus, 3518 nucleotides long. Its product is annotated as proteoglycan 4-like. Lineage: Eukaryota; Metazoa; Arthropoda; Arachnida; Ixodida; Ixodidae. The record is from RefSeq and is a predicted model, not a curated record.
UAUCGCGGCGCGCAGCGCGCCAUUCAAAGCCAGGCCUUCGUGCAUCGCCGACGCGUCUUCUUGUAAACGCGCACCUCCGACGCUUCUCCUACCCUUACCCGCCCAAAACCAGAACCAGCGGAGAGGCGUCGCUCGAAGCAUCGGGCAGAAGUGCAGUACACGCUCGCGCAUAUUGCUGCCUCCUCUUCCGUUCCUCGCAAGAGUAUCCACCUCCGUUACGCAUACCACGCAGAGUACUGCGCCCAAAGACGGCAUCGGAUCGCCUUAUUCGAUUCGACCCCUACCCCGUGACCCGGAAAAGCCAGAUUCGAGAAGAAGACAUCGAAACCCAUUUUUUUUCUUCGACGAGGCGGACGUACACUUAGGCUGCCGUGGAUAGCGCGGGAAAUAUCGGCGGCUACGUCAACUCAGCAUCACCGGGCGACGCUGCCUCAACAUUUGCAUAAGUGCACCACGGCGCCAUAAGGGCUCGUGGUGGGAGUGAGGUGUGUGCUGUAGCCCCCCCAUCCCCGACCUGGCUACUAACGUCGACGUUCUCCUUCGAACUCCUACAGGCCUGAUAUGGACAUUUGUCAAGGGUGCUAAAUAAGAUCCACAAACAGGCAUCCCUCAACAGGUCCGUGAACGUGAGCCUUAAUCUAUGUAGACGAGUGUUUUGCACUUCACGUCCAUCGAAAUGCUACCACUGCAGCUGGAAAGCAACCCGAGACUUCACACUCAGUAGCGCAGCGCUGAAUCACUUAAUCUACCAAGGACACCUACGCAGUGGCAGACACCUGUCUUGGAUGACAGGCCGAAAUUUUUUGUCUACACUGUGAAACGUGGCCAGUGACACAUACCCGAGAUAUAUACCCACGGCAUACACCCCUGCAUAUUCCCAGGGAAUAUAUCAGUGACCCAUCUUGGAUACCUGGCAAGAAAUCUGAAAUUCCUGCGCGUCUUCAUCUUCUAUCCGAAGACUCAUACCCCUUCAAGUACUGUUGCGUAUUGCAGGUCUCCAAUUGCAAUGGGUGGUCAUAAGCUGCCGGCAGGUGCGUCGCCUAUCAUCAGUCUUCUCUUCAUCAUCACAGCUUGCACUGGUCAGAAGCUGAAUGCUGUAGAAACCAAUGGAGUGUUCUUUUCAGGACUCCCAAGAGCUCCAUCGGAAAUCAAUGCCAUCACCGCAAAAGGGGCCGACAUUUCUGGAAACACACUGGGAAGAGGAUUCCUCGAGAAAUUCACUACACCAAAUCCCCUGAAAACUGGGUCGACACCGUUCGACUUCCGAUUUAAUUCGGCAAAACCGGACAACCGUUUUGUCAUGCUUCCAGCGUCCGGCCGAAGAACGCCAUCAAAUUUUGUGACAAGGCCGACGUUCUUUACCGAGAGCCCUCCGCGACCGACUACAGCACCUCGAGUGCUUAUACCCACAACUCCAGGACUCGCGCCACCCCCACCACCACCGCCACCACCGCGGCCGCCAGCACCAUUCCGGCCUCCGACGUUCGCACCAACCACACCUCAGCCAGCACCGCAAAGGCCGACGAACUUCAGACAGGUGACACAGCGGACGACGACCCUGAGACCUGCGACACUGAGACCUACUACUCAAAGGCCUACGACGGAGAGGUUUACGACUCAGAGGCCUACGACACAAAGACCCACGACGCAAAGGCCUACGACGGAGAGGCUCACGACCCAGAGGCCCACGACACAGAGGCCCACGACACAGAGGCCGACAACACCAAGACCCACGACAUUGCGGUUAACGACGGCAAGGCUGACGACUCCGAGGCCGACGCUACCGAGCCAGACGACGCCAAGGCCCACACCACAAAGGCCGACGACACAGAGACCCGUGACGCAGAGGCCUACAGUGCCGAGACCUGCGCCAUCUUUGAGACCUACGAUUCUGCAGGAGCUGCCGCCUACUCCAAGGCUCGCUUUCCGGCCGGGCACUUUCCAGAACACAGUUUCCAAUGGGAGACAACCGACACCAUUUUUCCCCGUCAUCACGUCUCCACCACCCCAACGUCCGAUAAGUGCAAUUUUUACAACGCGACAACCAACUCCAUUUUUCCCCAUCAACUCUGCACCACCUCCGCUGGUCGCCGAAAGGUCUUUCAAUGCUAUCAACACUGCUCGCCCCUCCGUUCCAGUUCCUACGUCGACGACGAGGAGACGCAUUUUUGUGCCAGCUAGUGCUCUGAGCUCCGGCACGCUGCCAACCACAACGACAUUACGACCACCAACUCGACUUGCAACGCUCAACUUGGGGACGGCGUUCUCGACGUUACGACCAGCGACAAGACCGACCACGCCAGCUCCCACCGGUACCGGUUUCUUAUUCUGCGACCAAAGGCAGUGCGUGAAGAUGUGCCGUGAGCGCUUUGGCGAGAAACUGAACUCUUCCACUUGCCUGGCGAACGCAUGCAAGUGCGAGGUUACCCAAACAUGCAGCCCAUCACUGUGCCUUCAGAUGUGCCACAAGAACAAUCCCGGCCAAGAGAUCCUCUCCGCUGGAUGUCAAGGGGAAAACUGCAGAUGCGCCCUUAACCAGCCUUGCGAACCGGCCGAGUGCCGUCGUCGGUGCCUCCUGGCGCACGGGGACAAGCUCAUCUCGGCCGACUGCGCUGUCAGGAACGCUUGCCAGUGCGUCCACAGUUAGGACGGCGUAUCUGGCGCUGAAAGGGGAACAGUGCCUAAAUCUGAACUUCCAAGAGACCUCAUUAACGUGCACAGAAUGGUCACCUGUCGCAGCCGACAAGACCCUUUUACGGCGGCAACGUCUACGCUGUCAAGAUAAGAUUGCUUUCGCCAUCGUGUCACGACAGCGUAAUCAGUAGACAGCGAUCAGAAGUCGUUUGAAAUUAGCUAAGAAUGUGAAUCGUUAGGUUUCUUUUCGUUUUUCCGGCAUCAUAACCAUAGAACGGGCACUCGGGAAAACGCCUCUACAUUAAAAAAAUAAUUCUUGCUGACGUUCUAAGAUAUGAGAUGCUCUGUGCGCUUAAAAUCACAUAUUCUGGAUUUCCGAGCACACUGUGACAUAGGAAAACAUAGGACAUGGCAUGGUCUAUGGUGACCUUAUAAAUGCAAUAAUGUUCAGUUUUCGCAGCCACGACCUUGACGGUGCAUCGGGUCGUCGAAGGUGUGCCUCUUAAAAUUAAUGAAAAGAAGUACGGUAUUGUGCACUGUGCAUUCGGCACUGGCGUCCACUUCGGAAGCUUUAUGCUAUGCUGCUUGGCAGCGUUCAUUCAAUCAUACCUUUCAGCAUCAAUGGAACAAGAAUUUAUGCUCUGAUUCGAGUGACAUUACGCCACAACAUCUCCCGUCACUUCAUUGUAUGCCAUGUGAUACCUUUCAUAAAACAAGAGCGCGCGGUUCAUCAGAAUUAUUGUCAAGCCCACACAUUUUAUUGUGAGCAAUUUUAAUUUCUUUUAUUUUAUGAAGAACGGCAGAUUUUGUGGAAGUGUGUAGAAAUAUGAGCUGUUUUUCACGUUGUUUCAUGUCAAAAUAAAAACAAGACUUCAAACAUUGGC